UUUAACACACUUAUACAAUCUACAGAUAUCUGCAUCAACACAUAUAUCGAAACUUGGAUGUUAUUACUUUAUCAUUGGAUCUAAAAAUAGACUAUAUGCUGUAGUCACAUGAGGAUGAAGAGGGACAAUUAUACACAACAAGAAUAAUACCACGGACAUUUGAACUUUGUUUGUUGUAUGUUUUGUCGUGGGUUGAUACUCUUAAAGUCACAGCCAUACCCGACUGAAUGGGUGAAUAACACACAACAACCGAAUACAUACAGGAAGCUAUAUAAUUAUAUACCACGAACGAAAGCCAGCUUCCUAUGGCGUCGGCUGAUAUUCGCGAACAGCUUGAAGAUUCCUUCCUCUCGUGUUCCAUAUGUCUUCAGACGUUCAACCGGCCGAAAGCGUUACCAUGCCUUCACACGUUCUGCGCGGAUUGUCUGCGCGACUACGUGACGUCAAGAUACGAUGCCAUCGGCCAUUUCCCGUGUCCGAUCUGUAGACAGAACAUAGCUCUUCCAACAGGAGGUGUUUCCGGUUUCCCCAACAACCAUUUCAUCAUCGGACUUUGUGACGCUGUACACGGGUCUCAAAGGGCCCAUGGAACUCAAGAAGGCGCUUCAAGACCCAAGUGGUCCGGUGAGCGGACACCUCUUCUUCUCGUCGCUCAGAACAACCACUUUGCUGAAGAAAAGCCAAACCAAAUAAUACGCCGGUUCGGACAGUAUGGGAACACGCAGAAUCAGAUGAGACAACCAACGGGGAUCGCAGUGUCUCCAUAUACAGACGACAUUUUUGUGACUGAUUCUGGGUUAAAUACUGUCACAGUGUUCACCGCAACCGGAAACGUGAUUCAUAGUUUUGCGUGCGACUGUUCAGUGCGAGGCGUCGCCAUAACGAGAGGCGGGACGCUACUUUUGGUGGUCAGUAACGCAGGAAACUCACUUCUGCGGGAAUACACCAUUCAUGGGGAACAAUUGGCUAGUUACGGUUCCUUCUAUAGUCAAGAAAAUCCUUUCGGAAUAGCCUUGACCUCAAGAAACCAGGCUGUGGUAACCUCGCUUGGACAGAACUGCGUGCACAUUCUCAAUAGUCGAUUCAAGCCUUCGGUACGUUUCGGCUCUAAGGGCCGAGGUUCAACUCACUUUUCGAUGCCUUAUUAUGUCGCAAUAAACGCCGAUGACGAACUGGUCAUUGCCGACAGCGGAAACCAUCGCAUAAAAAUCCACAAGUUAGAUGGGACUUUCGUGCGCGAAUUCGGAAAACAAGGCUCGAAAGUCGGCGAGUUGUUUUAUCCCAUGGGACUGUGUGUUGACAGGUACAAAAACGUCUUCGUGGCUGACGCCAACAACUUCCGGGUACAGGUGUUCAGCGCGACCGGAAAUUUCAUAGGGACACCGGUGAAGGACACGUUUGAGUACGGACUGGACGUCAAACCCGUCAAUGUAGCGUUCCUUAGAGAUAACGUUUUGCUUGUGAUGCUCAGAGGGUCUCGGUUUUGCGAAAUUCAAGCUUACGUUAUUGAUUCCGAAAAAUAUGCGCCGAAGAAAUCACCUAAAUGGACGGACUGCUUUUGUUGUUGAGCAUUAACAUGAGGCAUAACGUUAAAUCACGCAACGAGAAAAUACACGCAAACGCACUACUAGAGUAACUCUUUGACAAAUCUUAAAAAGGCUCAAGGUUCGAAUGCCAUACUUCAGCGAUAGACCAAUCCUUACACAGACUAACUAUAGUUCAUUGUUUCAAACCAUGGACUAAAUUUUGAAAAGCUUUAUUUCAGCUAUCCGCACUCUUUAUGUUAUAAAGACAACUGCAAACUCUCGGGAUAAAAUAAUGCCCACCAAGUAAAAUCUAAUAUUUUUAACCUUUUGUUAAAAAAACAACGUUUUUUGUAGGAAAACGCCUUAAAAGGUUUAUCAUUAGCUUUGGAAGCUGUCAUCAUUGUAAAGUUUAUGUCAAAAUCCUUAUCAUUUAUGUUGUAUCUAAUUUAAGGCAUUUUUUUGGAUAAUAUGUCAUGAAAUGCGACGAAAUAAUGGUAAAUAAUAUGUUCAGCAUUUCAAAACAAUCACUAACAGCAAUUUAUUUUCACAGGGUGUUCCUGGCAUGUUCACGCAACAGCUUGAAUAAAUACUUUACCAGUUUAGAGCUCAAUAUACAAUGUAAAUAAAUUAAUAUUUUUUUAAACGUCUAACAGGGUUUUGAUUUAAAACAAACUAAAAUAUCAACAGCAGUCCUACUUUUCAUGUUUGGACAUCGACGCAGUGACCGCGUGGGUUUACCGUCUGUCUGUAUACUGAAUGACACAGUGCCACACCCUCACAUGCCGCUCUUAAAUACUAGAUAAGCAAGGGAUAAUGGGUUAUUAAAAGAGUCAUGAGAGUGGCAUUCAUGCCAUGUAUCAGAUGCCAGCAAUUAGCGGUAACGCAUAGUGUAUUUAUUUGCUUGAAACUUUAUGCAGAGAGCAUAUAUGUAUAUAUACCUACUUCCGAGACACCGUCUUUCAUAAGCAUAACAUGACUAUGUGACGGAAAGAAAUACAAAACCUAUACCAAUUAUUUAUCUGACGGUGUAUUUUACUUGAUUUUGCUAUUUACGUAUUUAUUGCACAUCAAUUAAAUGUAGGAGGGUUCUCUGCAAUUUAACACGUCUCUAAACAUAGUUUUCAUGGCGACAUUUCAAACAGUAACAGACACUAAUUUCCGCUUACAAUUGUAUUGAUACGUGUUUUAAAUUGCAUAGCUGUACAAUUGUAUGUCUUAAAAUAGAAGCGCUUGUCGAGAAAAUCGGUCA
This is a messenger RNA of Dreissena polymorpha, 2775 nucleotides long. Its product is annotated as tripartite motif-containing protein 2-like. The record is from RefSeq and is a predicted model, not a curated record. Gene Ontology annotation, molecular function: protein binding. NCBI's taxonomy places the organism in Eukaryota, Metazoa, Mollusca, Bivalvia, Myida, Dreissenidae. Bases 306 to 1568 code for a protein of 420 amino acids. The transcript has 2 exons.